AUGCAGUCGUCAUCACCUCCCGUGAAUAUCACAGGUGUUGUGAACCUGUCCGAUCUGGGAAUCAACUCGAAGGACUUCCGCUUUGGAGUCCUCACUAUGGAAUCGGACAAAUACGUUGCUGUGAGGGAACAGGCAGCUGAUGGGUCGGUCCAGGUUAUCACGGUUGAUAUGCACGAUAACAAUAAGGUUAGCAGGAGACCUAUGAAGGCUGAGGCGGUCGUGAUGAAUCCCGUGGAUAAUAUCAUCGCACUUAAGGGUCGAGUGGAGGGCAAUACGGGUCAUUUCUUGCAAGUUUUCAACUUGGGAACGAAGGAGAAACUCGGGUCCCAUCAGUUUUCAAAUGAGCACAUAGUUUUCUGGAGAUGGAUCACACCUAGAUGUCUAGCACUGGUUGGGGAUAGAUCUGUGUAUCAUUGGACCUUCGAUAGCGCCAACUCGGCCCCUGUGAAAGUUUUUGAUAGAGCCGGCAAGUUGGCUGAGAACACUACUCAGAUCAUCGCCUACGCCACCAACAGCUCUCAAACGUGGUGUGUGCUCUCUGGUAUUUCCACUCCCGAUGGGGGCAGGACCAUCGAGGGCUCUCUCCAGCUGUUCUCAGUCGAGAGGAAACAACAACAGCUACUUGAGGGGCAUGCUGCUAAUUUUGCUGAUGCUCCUGUGGAUGACAGUGGCGAGGCUAUCGGACUGUUCAGUUUCAUGGAGAGGAAAUCAGGUAGUCUGAUCCAGGCUACUGCAUUGUUUUUUAUCACUGGUGGUAGGCAUGGUAUGGUGUAUGUGCUGACUAAGGGGGGUUAUGCCUUUGUAUUUGAUAUUGGCAGCGGAGCGUUGUUGUUCAGAAACAAGGUAUCUCAGGAUAGCAUAUUCAUUGCUACUUACAGUGACGAAACUGGUGGAGUCCGGUUUGUUAACCGAGGUGGACACGUUAUUAACUUUGCUGUUAAUGUGGACACCAUCGUCCAGUACAUCAUCAACAACAUGCCCCAGGACGUGGCCUUCAACCUUGCCAGACGCUAUGGUUUACCUGGUGCACAGGAGAUGUUCCAACAACAGUUCACUCGAUACUUCGCAGCGGGUGAUUACAAACAGGCCGCUCGAAUCGCUGCCCAGGAUGCUUCUGGGUCCUUGAGGUCGCCAACUACCAUUCAGAAGUUCAAAAAUGCUCCGGCGGUUCCCGGCCAAAGCACACCCCUACUCCAGUACUUCUCGGCUCUUUUGGAGAGUGGACAUAAGCUGAAUGAGAGCGAAUCAAUGGAGCUCGUCGGUCCCGUUGUGGCGCAGGGUCGUAAGGAGUUCAUCGAGAAGUGGUUGAGCGAGGAUAAGCUGACCUGCACCGAACAACUAGGGGACAUGGUCAAGCCCCUGGACACAAAGCUCGCCCUGUCGGUCUUCCUCCGAGCCCAAUGCCACGAUAAGGUCAUUGCAUGCUUCGUGGCUGCUGGUGAGUACGAGAAGGUGGUCCAGUACGUGAAGAGAGUUAACUAUGCUAAUGCUGAUUACGGUGGGAUGCUGAGGACGAUCGUUGCCACUAACCCUGAGGGAGCGGUGAAGUUUGCUAAGGGUCUGCUGGACAACAACCCGCCUCUGAUUGAUAUCAACAAGGUCGUGGACUCAUUCAUGGCUCUUGGAAAGCUCCAGGAGACGACGUCAGUGCUCUUGGAUUACCUUAAGGAUGAUAAGCCUGAGCAAGGACAGCUGCAGACCAGACUGUUAGAGAUGAACCUUAUGCAGGCCCCUCAGGUGGCAGAGGCUAUAUUCCAAAUGAACAUGUUGAGCCACUAUGAUCGUCAGCACAUCGCUAUGAUGUGUGAGAAGGCUGGUAUGUAUCAGCGAGCGUUGGAGCACUACACGGACAUCUCCGAUAUAAGGCGUUGCAUGUUGCAUUCACACGAUAUGUCUCCUGAGUUCCUCACCAACUACAUUGGGAAGGUUCUUGGAAACGGUACGGAGAAUUCAAAGGGUGUGGCUUUGGAGUUGAUCGAGGAUAUGCUGCGUUAUAACAGACAGCAAAACACCCAGGUUGUUGUACAAGUGGCCAUCAAGUACCACGAGCAGUUGGAAGUUAAUAAGCUGGUGGCAAUUUUCGAGAAGUAUCAAUGUUGGGAGGGAAUGUUCUUUUUCUUGGGCGGGAUACUGUCGAGCAGUCAAGAUCCCGAUGUCCACUUCAAAUAUAUAGAGGCAGCUGCUAAGCUGGGUCAUAUGCAGGAGGUUGAGAGGGUUGUUCGAGAGAGUCAAUACUAUGACCCUGUGAAGGUGAAGGACUUCCUUAAGGAGGCUAAACUGCAGGACCCGAGACCACUUAUUUAUGUCUGUGAUAUGCAUGGCUAUGUGGAGGAGCUUACUGACUACCUCUAUUCAAACAACCUUAUGAAGUAUAUCGAGGUUUACGUGACCAAGGUGAAUCCAUUGAACUGUCCCACUGUAGUCGGGACGUUGAUCGAUAGAGACUGCUCUGAGGACUACAUAAAGAACAGCAUCCUCGGCAAUGUCCGGUCUCUGUGCCCAGUGGAACCCCUUGUAGAGACUGUCGAGAAGCGUAACAGGCUACGUCUGCUGCAGCCUUGGUUAGAAGCUCGUCUGGCUGAGGGCAAUCAGGAGCCAUCUCUACAUAAUGCUCUUGCGAAGAUCUACAUAGACUCCAAUAAGGACCCCGAGGCUUUCCUCAAGAACGACUCUUACUAUGACUCAGCCGUAGUAGGUGCCUACUGCGAGGAUCGUGACCCUCAUCUAGCCUAUAUUGCCUAUAAGAGAGCUUGGGGGACUUGUGAUGACCAACUCCUUCGUGUCACCAACAACAACGGUCUGUUCCGUCUCCAGGCCAGGUAUCUAGUGGAGCGACAGAGUCCCGAGUUAUGGGCUAAGGCUUUGGCUGAUGAUAACCAGCAUAGGAGGCAUGUCAUUGACCAGGUCGUCAGUACGGCUUUGCCGGAGAGCAAGAAUGCUGAUGAGGUUACUGCAGCUGUGAAGGCAUUCAUAGACGCCGAUCUACCUAAUGAGCUUAUCGAGCUUUUGGAGAAGAUAGUUCUGCACAACUCAGACUUCUCUGACAACAGAACGCUGCAGAACCUGUUGAUCCUCACAGCGAUCAAGGCGGACAAGUCUCGUGUGAUGGACUAUGUGCAUCGUCUUGAUAACUAUGAUGGUCCUGAGAUUGCUCUCAUCGCUAUGGGGGAUCCUUAUAAUCUAUAUGAGGAAGCCUUCGAGAUCUACAAGAAGUGUGGUAUGAAUGCCGAGGCUAUGGAUACACUACUCACCAACUUGGACGAUGAUGAGGGCUCUGGCUUAGAGAGAGCUAAGGACUUUGCUAGCAGGGUCAACGAGCCUCAGGUUUGGUAUAAGCUGGGAGCCGCACAGCUUCGACAUGGCGUGUGUGCUAUGAUACCCGAGGCUAUCGAUAGUUAUAUUAAGGCUGGUGAUGCUACUGACUAUAUGGAGGUCAUCGCAGUAGCAGAGCGUGAGGAGUGCUAUAAUGAUCUGAUCAAGUAUCUCCGUAUGGCUCGGACCAAGCAAAAGGACAGCUACAUCGAUUCGGAGUUGCUUUACUCGUUGGCCAAGUGUGACGAUAGAAUGGACGAGCUUGAGGACUUCCUCGAUGCCACUAAUACUGCUAAUGUCCAGAGUGUUGGUGAUCGUCUCUAUGGGGAACGGCUCUAUAAAGCGGCUAAGGUGCUUUUCCAGUCUAUACCAAACAACGCCAAAUUGGCGUCCUGUUAUGUCAACUUGGGCGACUUCUCGGCCGCUAUCGAGGCUGCUAAGAAGGCGAAGAACCCCCGCACUUGGAAGGAGAUCUGCUUUGCCUGUGUUGCUGCUGAAGACUUCCGCUCAGCUCAGACUGCUGGUUUGCAUAUCAUCAUCCAUCCUGACCAUCUAGAAGAGGUUAUUGAGGUAUACGAGAAUGCUCAACGUUUCGAGGAGUUGAUGGCCUUGCUGGAACUGGGCAUCACAAAUUCUGAUGAGGCUCACUACGGCAUGUUCACCGAGCUUGGAAUUUUAUAUGCGAAGCAUAAGAAGGGUAAGUUGAUGGACUUUGUCAAGAGUAACACAUCUAGACUCAACAUACCUAAGCUCAUAAGGCGUGUGAGGCGACUCCUUUGGAAAGAGGCUGUGUACCUGUACGUAUCGUAUGAUGAGUACGACUCAGCUGCUAACACCAUCAUUCAGCACAGCCCUACGGCGUGGUCACAGGAUUUAUUCCAAUCAGUGAUGAGUAAGGUCUCCAACUCCGAGAUCUACUACAGGGCUAUCAACUUCUACCUCGACGAGCAUCCUCUACUAUUGAGCGACUUGCUGGUCGCGAUCCAGGCCAAGUUGGAUCACGCUCGUGUGGUCCAGCAUGUCCGUAAGGCAGGCCAUUUGCCCUUGAUACAGGACUACAUGGCCGCAGUACAGCCCAAUGCCAACAUACCCCAGGUCAAUGAAGCGUUGAAUGAAUUGUUGGUAGAGGAGGAAGAUGUGGACAGUCUUCGCAGCUCCAUCGAGCACUACGAUAACUUCGACCAGAUCGCUCUCGCCCAGAAGUUGGAGAAUCAUCACCUCAUUCAAAUGCGCCGAAUCGCCUCUACUUUGUACAACCAGAACGGGAGGUUUAAGCAAAGCAUUGAGCUUUCGAAGAAGGACGGUAUGUUCACUGAUGCUAUGGAGUCUGCCAGAGAGAGCGGCAGCCGAGACCUCGCUGAGGGCCUCUUGCGCUACUUCGCAACCUCCGAAGAUGUACCAUGUGGCCGCGAAUGCUUCUCGGCGUGUCUGUACACCUGUUAUGAGCUGCUGAGGCCUGAUGUAGUGAUGGAGCUAGCUUGGAAGAAGGGCUACAUGGACUUUGCUAUGCCGUAUAUGAUUCAGUUGAUGAGGGAUUAUUCCAACAGGAUCGAGUCUCUUGAAAAGAAGACGGAAUCGUUGGCUGAAGACAAGAAGUCAGCUCCUAACGAUUUCGUGGAGUCCAAUCCUCUUGGUCUUGGUGGACCUGGUGGUCACUUGGCAUUGAUGGGCCCAGGCGGUGCUACCCCGUCAUCAUCCCCCCAGCUUGGCGGUGUGAUUCAGGGAAAUUUCGGUGGGAUCCCGAGCUCGAUGGGCGCUAUGGGAGCGAGCGGCAAUAUUACGCCUCCCACUUUCCCGCCUCGCCAACCCUCGUCGACGUCGAAUCUUGGAAACUUCCAGCCCCCUACUUUCCGAUGAAAGUUAAAGUGUACACACCCGGAACUGUGUAGUUCUAGUUAUGGUGUAGUGUUGAGGAAGUAGACUAUUUUCCAUUCGCAA
Perkinsus marinus ATCC 50983 is the source of this 5250-nucleotide messenger RNA. Its product is annotated as clathrin heavy chain, putative. Gene Ontology annotation, molecular function: clathrin light chain binding; structural molecule activity. The record is from RefSeq and is a predicted model, not a curated record. The transcript has 42 exons. Gene Ontology annotation, biological process: receptor-mediated endocytosis; intracellular protein transport. Gene Ontology annotation, cellular component: clathrin coat of trans-Golgi network vesicle; clathrin coat of coated pit; clathrin complex. Lineage: Eukaryota; Perkinsozoa; Perkinsida; Perkinsidae. The coding region runs from base 1 to 5169 and encodes 1722 amino acids.